AUGGUCAUUCGAGACAAGAUCUUCAGCACCAUCACCGAAGUCUUCAAGCGCCACGGCGGAGUCACCAUCGACACACCUGUAUUCGAGCUGAAGGAGAUCCUCUCUGGCAAAUAUGGCGAGGAUAGCAAGCUCAUCUAUGACCUUGCCGACCAAGGCGGCGAGCUUACCUCGCUGAGAUACGACCUCACGGUCCCAUUUGCUCGUUUCCUGGCCAUGAACAAGGACAUUCAGAACAUCAAGCGCUACCACAUCGCCAAGGUCUAUCGCCGAGACCAGCCCGCCAUGACCAAGGGUAGAAUGCGAGAGUUUUAUCAGUGCGAUUUCGAUAUUGCUGGCACCUACGACUCCAUGCUGCCCGACGCCGAGGUCAUCCGAAUCAUCACCGAAGUCUUUGAAGGCCUAGGAUGGAACGGCGCAUAUACUAUCAAGCUCAACCACCGCAAGAUCCUGGAUGGCAUCUUCCAGGUCUGUGGAGUCCCUGAGGACAAGAUUAGAACAAUCUCCUCUGCAGUUGACAAGCUUGACAAGCUGCCAUGGGCGGAUGUCCGAAAAGAGAUGACCGAAGAGAAGGGUCUGGAUGGGGAGAUUGCAGACCGUAUCGGAGAGUGGGUUGUUUUGAGAGGACGCCACGAGCUGCUCGAGAAGCUCCGCAACGAUGAGAAGCUUUCAGCAAACGAAUCCAUGAAGCAAGGUAUUGCGGAUGUUGCUCUCCUUUUCGAGUAUCUCGAGGCCUUUGGCGCGCUUGACAAGGUUUCAUUUGAUCUUGGCCUGGCUCGUGGCUUGGACUACUACACUGGCCUCAUUUACGAAGUCGUCACCGAAGGCUCUGCUCCUGAGGCAACACCAGGAUCAGAAGCCGCGGCCGCAAAGCCAUCCAAGAAGAAGUCAAAGAGCAACGGUGAGGACGACGAUCGGUCUGAUGAUCCCACCAUCGGUGUUGGAAGCGUGGCUGCCGGCGGUCGAUAUGACAACCUGGUCGGCAUGUUUUCCGGAAAGAAUCAGAUCCCUUGCGUUGGUAUUUCAUUUGGUGUCGAUCGCAUCUUCUCCAUCACCAAGGCCCGCAUGGCCGCCGACAAGUCCGCCGAGCAAGUGCGUGGCAAUGAGGUCGAUGUCUACGUCAUGGCCCUCGGUGGAAAGGGACUAGUCAAGGAGCGCUUAGAGAUUUGCGCAAAAUUGUGGCAGGCUGGCAUCAAGGCCGAGUUUCUGUACAAGGCAAAGCCCAAGAUGCAGGCUCAGUUUAAAGCUGCCGAAGCCAACGGCGUGCCAUUUGCCAUCUUUAUCGGCGAAGACGAGUUGGCUCAAGGCAAGAUCAAGGUCAAGGAGAUGGGCUUGAAGGAUGGACACCCCGAAAAGGACGGAGUCCUGGUGGACACAUCACGCAUGGCGGAAGAUUUGAAGUACCGCAUUCAACGCAAGAGAGAACUAGAGAGUAUCACGAUACAAGCCGAGGGUCUGAAGGUGGUGGAUGGCAUCAAGGGUAACCAGGCAGCCAAGAAGGAGGCUGAGGCCAAGGCAGAGGAACCCAAGGCGGAGGAACCCAAGGCGGAGGAACCCAAGGCAGAGGAAGCCCCAGCAGCCUCAGCGGCAGAUGCGACGACUGAGACCCCAGCUUCAUAG
Molecule: messenger RNA, 1617 nt
Organism: Trichoderma gamsii
Lineage: Eukaryota; Fungi; Ascomycota; Sordariomycetes; Hypocreales; Hypocreaceae
Product: histidyl-tRNA synthetase
Exons: 2
Coding region: 1-1617 (538 amino acids)
Biological process (GO): mitochondrial translation
Cellular component (GO): cytoplasm; mitochondrion
Source: RefSeq, a predicted model, not a curated record